AGAUAUGGAUCAACUCAUAAACAACUUGGGGGUCUAACUUAAUUCAAAAAGUGGCUCAAUGCAUGUCUUCAAACAGGUCACUGGCUCUGUUCAUAUCAGAGAUCCUCUUAAGACAGAAGAUAGAGGUAAUAUGACAUCUCCACCAUUCCCAGAUGCCAGUCCCAUGGAGAACCCAGCACUAUUUAGUGACAUCAAGAUUGAGCCCCCAGAAGAACUUCUGGCUAAUUAUUUCAACCUGCCCCAGGUGGAACCAGUUGACCUCUCUUUUCACAAGCCCAAGGCUCAUCUCCAGCCUGCCAGCAUGCUGCAACCUCCAAUAUUCACUCCCAAGCCAAAGCCUGCUCUCCAGACUCUUGUAGUGUCCACUUCAACGUCUGACACAGGCACUUCAGCAAAUAUCCCUACUGUUCUGACUCCAAGAUCUAUCCUGGCCUCCUCUCAAGGAACUGGUGGCCAGCAGAUCUUUCAUGUGAUUCACACCAUCCCCUCAGUCAGACUGCCAAAUAAGUUGGGUGGCCUAAAGACCAUCCCAGUAGUGGUACAGUCACUUCCCAUGGUGUAUACUACUUUGCCUGCUGAUGGGGGCCCUGCAGCCAUUACAGUCCCACUCAUUGGAGGAGAUGGCAAAAAUGCUGGAUCAGUGAAAGUUGACCCCACCUCCAUGUCUUCACUGGAGAGCCCAAGUGACAGUGAGGAGAGUGAGAUUAAGAGUGGAUCCUCAGCUUUACAGGGUGUUCAGGGACUACAGCAAGAACCAUCAGCAAUGACCCAAAUGCAGGGAGAAGAGUCUCUUGAUUUGAAGAGAAGACGGAUUCACCAAUGUGACUUUGCAGGAUGCAACAAAGUGUACACCAAAAGCUCCCACCUGAAAGCCCACCGCAGAAUCCAUACAGGAGAGAAGCCUUAUAAAUGUACCUGGGAUGGCUGUUCCUGGAAAUUUGCUCGUUCAGAUGAGCUCACCCGCCAUUUUCGCAAGCACACAGGCAUCAAGCCCUUCCAGUGCACAGACUGCAACCGUAGCUUCUCUCGCUCUGACCACCUAUCCCUGCACCGCAGGCGCCAUGACACAAUGUGAGCAGCAUAGACUACACCAGAAGAGCUGUGCUGGUCUUGUGUGUGUGUGUGUGUGUGUGUGUGUGUGUGUGUGUAUGCAUGCACACCGAGAUCAUAACCAUCUUUUCCUCUUUUACUUCAGCUUGCCUCAGGGAUGGGGUAGGCGCAGCUCACUGAGCCAGGAUGAUGAGACUGUAGGAAAAAAUAGAUGAUCUCCCAUGGGGGCUCCUCAUAUUCUACUUUCACUUCUCCACUGUCCAGUCUCCAAUUUUUUCAGCCUUGCAUGGAUUGAAUUCCAGUGUGGCACCCAUGGCUUCCCCCCAUUCCUCCACCAUACCCUUGCUCUGACAUAAGACAUUUCCCUACAAAAACAAAACAGGAAAUCAAACUCAAGGCUGUGAACAAACAUGCACUGCUUUUUAUUCCAAUUUGUCUCUUAUUUUCUAGAAUUCUUAUCCUUUUUUUCUUUUUUUUGGAAUCAGCAUUUAAGAGUGGUUGGUAGUGUCUUAAAAUGACAUUUUGUAAAUUUCCUAAACAUAAAAAGGCAUAAUAAUUUAGUUGAUUGUUAAGGUUUACAGGGAUUUGGGUCCUGAGUAUAGGGCACAUCCUCAGUGAAUAAGAUGAGUCCCUUGCCAAACUGAAAGAUUUUGUAAAUCCAAUCCUAUAUGUUAUUACAGUUUGGUUUUCAGAAAGUGCUGAUGCUUCUUCACAAGUCUAUCAGAAGGAAUGAAAUGAUCUUCUCCUACUUGUCCUCUUUUUCUUCGUCCUUCUUCAGGAUAAAGAUUUGGCUGCACAGUUAUCUUCUCUGUUAGGUUAAAUUUGAAAAAGCUUUCAAAGCACACACUGACAUGCCAGUAGGGAGAAAAGUGUUCCAGGAAAAUAUGUUGGGCAGCGACAGGAACAAACAAAACCAGUAUCAUUCUGAAAACAAAUAGAGGGGGAAUUUCAUUUGGAUAAGAUUUCAGAAGCUCUGUAAUCACAAACCUCAUUCAAAUGGCAGCCUGUUGAGGCAGUGUCUUGAGGGGCUGUUUAUUCUUUUGUUUAUGUAAAGCAACUGUUUUGAGCAUAUUGCAUGGUGAGAAAUCACACACUGGGGUUAUUUUAUACAGAAGUGAGGGGUUAGAAGAAAAAAAAUGUGUUCAUUCUGUGACAUUAUUAGCAUGAAUUCUUAUAUUUCAAAUGGAAUUUAAAAGGAUUUUAGAGAAAACUGACACAAAAAAACAUCUGAUGUUCUGCAACUGCUAUAAACCGCUAGCCAUUUCUUUAGUCAUUAAGGCAGGUUACAUAUUAUACGCAUCUGAUUACCCAAUUGGACUUUUAAGUAAUAGUCUCUGGGACAUCAAACCCUCUGUUCUAGGCUGUGGACUUCAGAUCUACCUCCAAAUGGCAUAUUUUCUCUACCUGGGGGCAGGGAGGGCUUUGCAUCACUUAGUUUUAAAUUCAGCCUCUCUUCUAAAGGUUGUCUUCAUAUUGAACCCCUUUUCUGUGGCAGAUAUUCAAUCAGUCCCUGUGUGAAUACUUUAGGUUACUACUUCCAAAGACCAUCCAUUCCAACUAAAUCAAGAAAUUCUAGUACCAAGAAUGGAUCUUAUUAACCACUUAGUACUAUCUAUCAUUUAUAUUUUAAAGAUGAAACAAAUAUGGGCCAGAUUCUUUCCCCAGAUUUUUUAUUGAAGUUUUAUAGAUCUGUGCACCCAUUCUCCCAGGGAUCACAUUCUAAAACCAAAAUAAAGAAAAAUUUUACAUAAUUGGUUGCAGUAUUUCUCCAAUUUUAUAUGCUAUGCUUCAGAAAACUAGACCACUCACAGUAUUAUUUACAGUUGAUUAAAUACUAAGUAAAAUGUGUUUGUGGUCAUUGGUAUAUAACAUUAGACACACAAUUUUUCUAUUCAAACACUGUCUAUAAUAUUUCAUAUUUGAUUUACCUCAUUUUCACUUACAGUGUCUUUCCAGACUAUAAACUGUCAUAAAUUCAAAGACUGUAUUUUUCUCAAAAUGACAUAUGAAUUUUUAAUAUUAUUGUUAUUUUGAUAUAGGCUUUCCCCUGACUUUGGGUGUUCAAGUUACACACUGUAAACUAAUUGAUGAAGCAUUAGGAGAUAUCUAGGGCCAGUCUGUUAAAGGGAAAUUCUAUGUAGCUAUAAGACAGAUGGUUAAAGGUGCAUUACCAUCACACAUAAGUUUAAGCAUUUAAUUGGGUAGUUGAUAUGGCAUUUCAUAGUAAAGAGCUUAGCCAUUUUCUCCAGAACUUUGAUCCUGAGUCUCCUUUUCUAGAGUACACACAUAAAUGACUUGUGCCCCUUGGACCUCAGGAUCUUUUGCACUGAGCAUAUAAUCUUAUAAAUAAAGGCUAUCAAUCAUA
Herpailurus yagouaroundi (jaguarundi) is the source of this 3415-nucleotide messenger RNA. It is a transcript of the gene KLF8, whose product is annotated as KLF transcription factor 8. The transcript has 5 exons. Gene Ontology annotation, molecular function: DNA-binding transcription factor activity, RNA polymerase II-specific; RNA polymerase II cis-regulatory region sequence-specific DNA binding. Lineage: Eukaryota; Metazoa; Chordata; Mammalia; Carnivora; Felidae. Bases 59 to 1075 code for a protein of 338 amino acids. The record is from RefSeq and is a predicted model, not a curated record. Gene Ontology annotation, biological process: regulation of transcription by RNA polymerase II.